GAUGUCUUUGCCAGCCUGAUACACAUCACCUCCAUCGCUACAUCUCUCUCUCUCUCUCUCUCUCUCUCUCUCUGGGGUCUUAAAUCAAUCUUGUCUAGAGAAACUAGAAAGAAGUAAAUAAAAGAAGGCGACCAUGUCAGAUGACGAGGGAGGAGAAGAGUAUCUAUUCAAGAUAGUGAUAAUUGGGGACUCUGCAGUGGGCAAAUCCAACCUUCUCUCUCGCUAUGCACGCAACGAGUUCAAUCCUCACUCAAAAGCUACCAUUGGGGUCGAGUUCCAGACUCAGAGCAUGGAAAUUGAGGGUAAAGAAGUUAAAGCUCAGAUUUGGGACACUGCUGGCCAAGAACGCUUCCGUGCUGUCACUUCUGCGUACUACAGAGGUGCUGUGGGUGCUCUAAUUGUCUACGAUAUCAGCCGCAAGACGACGUUUGAGAGUGUUGGUCGCUGGCUCGACGAGCUCAAAACUCAUUCUGAAACAACGGUGGCAAGGAUGCUGGUGGGAAACAAAUGCGAUUUGGAGAGCAUCAGGGACGUGAGCACUGAGGAAGGCAAAAACCUAGCAGAAACAGAAGGGUUGUUUUUCAUGGAGACAUCUGCUUUAGAUUCAACAAAUGUGAAGAAGGCUUUUGAGAUUGUUAUUCAAGAAAUUUACAACAAUGUCAGCAGGAAGGUCCUCAACUCUGAUUCAUACAAAGCUGAAUUAACUGUCAACCGGAUAACCCUGGUUAAAAACGAGAAUGACGGAUCAAACCAAUCCAAAAGUUCCUACUGCUGUUCAAGGUGACCUCCAUUCAAAGGUUGCUGGCUUUUCUGAGGUUGGUUUCUGAAUUCAAUUUGGUUGGUUGAAUUUGUUUCAUAGGCGAAACAAAUAAGAUUCCCUUACAGAAACGAAAUUGUUAAUUUUAUUUGAAGAAGCAACUGAAAGAAAAAAAAAAGAUAUGCUUUGAAUACAGAGAAGCUGUCAUGGGAACCAAUAAAGUUGGUGGCCAAUUUCUUAUUUGUUCUUUUGUGAGAAUGUAGUAUGUAGUAAGAAUGUUAUUAGCACAGAAUAAAUUCUUGUUGUCUCGAUAUCGGGCAGGAGGUUUCUGGGUAUUAGAUUGAUGAUGAUGGAUGGAUGGUCGAAAACAAUUUAUUGGGUAUGUCUCAAGACUACCAUGUGUUCCUUGUUCAAGUAGAUAGUGUGUGGUUGUAGCCAAAAGACCAAAUAGUGUAAUGAAUUGUUUGGUUAUAAUGAAUUAUUUGUUGCUUAAA
Messenger RNA from Carica papaya (papaya), 1251 nucleotides. Its product is annotated as ras-related protein RABA5c-like. The record is from RefSeq and is a predicted model, not a curated record. Gene Ontology annotation, molecular function: GTPase activity; GTP binding. Lineage: Eukaryota; Viridiplantae; Streptophyta; Magnoliopsida; Brassicales; Caricaceae.